UGACGGCUUUGCCUCUCCGGCCCAUAAACAAAUCCUCUUCUAAUACCCUGCCCGAUUCAAAAACCCUAGUUUCACUGACUUCUUCUUCUUCUACGGUGUAUGCUGCUACUGGAAACUUUUGUAUCUAUAAAGCGAAAAUAACUAGCAAAAAAUGGGGGGGAAGAGAAGGAAGAGCGAAAGCGAGGCUAUGGAAGAAUAUGGCAGCGAUGUAGAGUUGGACAAAAAGGAGGAAAAGAAGAAGAUGGAGAAGGGGAAAGGGAGAGAAAUACUCCCGUCAAUGAUAAAGAACAAGGAGAAGAGAUCUGCUGUACACGCCAAACUCAAGCAUGAAAAGAAAGUCGAGAAACGCAAGAAGCUUAAAGCCCGAGACGCCGAAGAGAAGCGAGCUCUCGAGCUCGGUGAGGAGCCUCCUCCAAGGAAGAUUCCACGCACCAUUGAAAAUACUAGAGAGAAUGACGAGACUGUAUGCAAGCCUGACGACGAGGAGCUAUUCGCUGGCAAUGAUGCUGACGAAUUUAGCUCCAUCUUAAAACGUGAACGGACUCCGAAGAUAUUGAUCACCACUUCCCGUUUUAACUCUACUAGGGGACCGGCUUUUAUAUCAGAACUGCUCCAGGUGAUCCCAAAUGCACAUUAUUACAAGAGAGGAACUUACGACUUGAAAAAGAUUGUAGAAUAUGCAAAGAAGCAGGAUUUUACUUCUCUUAUAGUUGUUCACACCAACCGCAGGGAACCAGAUGCUCUCUUGAUCAUUGGCUUGCCUGAUGGCCCUACUGCCCAUUUCAAACUCUCACGGCUUGUUCUACGCAAGGAUAUCAAGAAUCAUGGAAAUCCCACCAGUCAUGAGCCCGAGCUGGUCUUGACUAACUUUACAACUCGUCUGGGACAUCGUGCAGGGAGAAUAAUACAGUCACUUUUCCCGCAAGAACCGAAUUUCCGGGGUCGAAGAGUUGUAACCUUUCACAAUCAACGUGAUUAUAUAUUCUUCCGGCAUCACCGUUACAUCUUUGAAACCAAAGAGAGUAAAAAGAGUGAUUCAAAAGGUAAAAAAGAUAAAGAUGGCAAGGAUGGGAAGAUCUCUCAACAGAAAGUGAUUGCACGCCUUCAGGAGUGUGGUCCUAGAUUUACACUGAAGUUGAGAAGUCUUCAACAUGGAACAUUUGAUACCAAAGGUGGUGAAUAUGAAUGGGUUCACAAGCCGGAAAUGGACACCAGCCGGAGGAGGUUUUUCUUGUGAGUUGCAUCAGAUCGUUCCAGUUUAUUUGUCUAGGUGUAUAAGCAGAUUUUCUUGCAUUCCGGGCUGGUACCUGAACAGCUGAUGUUAAAAUCCUGAUCAAAUUUGUAAUGUGUGAUUUAAAAAGAGAAACAUGAAAAUUGUGAUAAGUUUUGCCCAAUUGUUUAUUCAAUUAUGGAAUACUUGAAGAUUAUAUGAAUAUAUUUAUCAUUUGAUUAGAACACCCA
Messenger RNA from Populus euphratica (Euphrates poplar), 1461 nucleotides. Its product is annotated as ribosome production factor 1-like. The record is from RefSeq and is a predicted model, not a curated record. Gene Ontology annotation, molecular function: rRNA primary transcript binding. Lineage: Eukaryota; Viridiplantae; Streptophyta; Magnoliopsida; Malpighiales; Salicaceae. Gene Ontology annotation, biological process: maturation of LSU-rRNA; maturation of 5.8S rRNA. The transcript has 11 exons. Gene Ontology annotation, cellular component: preribosome, large subunit precursor; nucleolus. Bases 152 to 1237 code for a protein of 361 amino acids.